GCAGUUGGGAUCUCUAGAUGGUACCAGACUUAGGCGCGGGGGGGGGGGGGACUAACACCAACAACCAACACUUUGACAUUGGCUUCACAGCCCAGCUCCAUGACCUUCUCCAGCUGAAGCAGGAGAAUGCCUACUUGACCACCAUCACUAAGCAGAUCACACCCUACAUCCGCUCCAUUGCCAGAGUGAAGGAGCGGCUGGAGCCCAGAUUCCAGGUACCUGUGGAAGAGCACACGGAGCAGAAUGUGUACGAUGAUGCCACGGACAAUGAGACCUCAGCCAGGAUCGACCCAGGGAGCAUCACUGAGAAGAGAGAGAGGGCAUCUGAGCCCCAUGGAAGCAGCUGGGCCCUGAGCAUCCUCCCAGAAGGGCCCCCAUUAAAGAACCAAGACCACCCCAGACCCAAGUAGGAAACCAGAGAUGAGGGACGGCAAGGUGGCUCAGGACCCAAAGCGGCUUGCUACCAAGCCUGACGACCUGGACCGCCAUGGUGCAAGGAAAGAGCUAAUUUCCACACAGGUUCACAAUCAAGAAGCAACAGGAAAGCUCUCAAUGAGGACGGCAUCACCACACGAGGCAGCAGCUUAGUAACUGGGUCCUAGUGAGCUGCGCCCAGGUGUUGGCUUUCUCAGGACUGGCACGCAGGCUCCAGACAUGGCUGCUCUUUCAGAGGACCCGGGUUGGAUCCUAUCACCCGCAUGGUGCUCACUAUCACCUGUAACUCCAGUUCAGGUGAACUGAUGCCCUCUUCUGGCCUCUGUGGGUACCACAUGCAUGUACUGCAGACAUCACAUGCAUGUACUGCAGACAUGUGUGCAGGUAAAAUACAUAAAAUAGUAAAAUACACAUAAAAUAUAUCUUAAAUUUAAGCUGGGGCAAAGAACAGCAUGUACCACCGUCACCUGAUUUAUUUGUUAUGCCUUUCAUCCCAGCACUCGGGAGGCAGAGGCAGACAGGUGUUUGUGAGUUCCAGGACA
Molecule: messenger RNA, 977 nt
Organism: Alexandromys fortis (reed vole)
Lineage: Eukaryota; Metazoa; Chordata; Mammalia; Rodentia; Cricetidae
Product: RING finger protein 207-like
Exons: 3
Coding region: 18-410 (130 amino acids)
Biological process (GO): regulation of cardiac muscle contraction; regulation of heart looping
Cellular component (GO): perinuclear region of cytoplasm
Molecular function (GO): transmembrane transporter binding; Hsp70 protein binding
Source: RefSeq, a predicted model, not a curated record